This is a messenger RNA of Melanotaenia boesemani (Boeseman's rainbowfish), 1684 nucleotides long. RefSeq names its product secretagogin-like. Gene Ontology annotation, molecular function: calcium ion binding. Gene Ontology annotation, cellular component: cytosol; terminal bouton; synapse. The record is from RefSeq and is a predicted model, not a curated record. The coding region runs from base 468 to 1286 and encodes 272 amino acids. The transcript is spliced from 11 exons. Gene Ontology annotation, biological process: regulation of long-term synaptic potentiation; regulation of presynaptic cytosolic calcium ion concentration. Lineage: Eukaryota; Metazoa; Chordata; Actinopteri; Atheriniformes; Melanotaeniidae.
AAAUGCAAUAUGACGACUUUUUCUCCAUCUGGGGGAAAAGGGGGACUUUAAAAUGGCAUGGUUGCUCAUUUUCUCAGUCUUUAUACAUCAUUUUGUUUUGUCAUUGGUCAAAAUAUUUUUUCUGUUAGAAAUUUCUUCAAACGAGUAAUUCUAAUUAAAACAACUUUACAGGCUAUAACAUCUCUGCAUUGUGUUGUUUAUCACAGCUCUGGUUACUUGGUUUCUAAUUGCAGAUCUGCUUUGCAAUGUGACAACACUGCCACCAGAUGGCAAAUACAGUAUAAUCUUCUGUAUACAGUGCUUCGUUUUUCUUUCUCUCUACACAAACACACACACACAGCGGAGGUGUGGUUUGUAGUCACAAAGAGCAUAUGUCAACCAAACACUACUGAACAGUGCAGUACGGUGUAUGACAGACGUUUUUCUUUAGUAAUUUAAAAACUAAUAGCUUAGUUUUCCUAAUUAAAAUGGACAGUGCUUUUGAAAACCUGGAUGCAGCUGGUUUUCUGGAAAUCUGGCAACACUUCGAUGCAGAUGAUAAUGGUUACAUUGAAGGCAAAGAGCUGGAUGACUUUUUUCGUCACAUGAUGAAAAGAUUAGGUCCUGAGGAGAAAGCCACAGAGGAGAGGGUCCAGAGAUUAAAGCAGAGGUUUAUGUCUGCCUAUGAUGUCACUGCUGAUGGGAAACUACAGAUUCAAGAGUUGGCUAACAUGAUCCUACCUGAAGAUGAAAACUUCCUGUUAGUUUUCUACAGAGAAGCUCCUCUUGACAACAGUGUUGAUUUCAUGAUGAUAUGGAGGAAGUAUGAUCUUGACUGCAGUGGCUACAUAUCAGCUCAGGAGCUUAAGGCUUUCCUGAAAGAUUUGUUCCAGCAGCAUCACAAGGAAGUGUCAUCUGACAAGCUGGAGGAGUACACUGACGCAAUGAUGAAAAUUUUUGAUAAAAACAAGGACGGCCGUCUGGAUCUUAAUGAUUUGGCAAGGAUCUUGGCCCUGGAGGAGAAUUUCUUACUCCAGUUUCAGAUGGAUGCCUGCAGUAAAGAUGAGAGAAAGAGAGACUUCGAAAAGAUCUUUGACCAUUACGAUGUGAGUAAGACAGGAGCCCUGGAGGGUCCCGAGGUGGAUGGCUUUGUCAAAGACAUGAUGGAGCUGGUCAGGCCCAACAUCACAGGCCCUGAGCUGGACAAGCUGCGCGCCGUUCUGCUGCGUCACUGUGACGUCAACAAAGAUGGAAAGAUCCAGAAAAAUGAACUAGCUUUGUGUCUGGGAGUCAAACCAAAACCUUAAAGAUUUUAUAUUAUACCGCUGUAUUACCCAACCUUGGCUGUGUGUGUGAUGUGCUAUAUAGUCAGUAAUAAUGGGAAGUUGUAUUUAAAGGUCAGUCUGAUUACUCAGUUAUUUAAGGUCAAUAUUAAUAAAGUUUUACUCGAUCUAAUAUGAUACAAUUUCUUGGACAUGUUUCAGAUCUACCACAAAGAAAGGGAUGGGAGUAUUUUAUUGGUGAAAUAUUCAUGUAUGCCACAAUUUACUGGUCAGUAAAAGUGAAACAAUGGAAGUUUUUUUUUGAGUUGAUUGACUAAUACUGAUAUGUGCAUGUUUCUCUGUCUAAACAGGCCUGCAGCAUGUUGUUCAGUGUAUUUAAAUAUAACUGGCUAUCAAGAAAAUAAAAAAACAAUGGAAACUGG